UCCAGCCGCUCACCGCUUGAAGAAAAGCCACUCCUGCGUUCCCCUUCCCUACCUCCUAUCCUUUGCCCUGGAGCUGUCUUCAUCGCAGUCACGCCCCUUCCUUCUGAGUCUGUCUUGCCUCCUACCGUCCGCUGCUCCGCCCUCUGGCCCGGUAUCCUGCCUGUCCACCGCCACCAAGAAGAGCCCGUAGAGAGCAGCGAGGAGAGGAGCAGCCGGGAGUUGGGGCUUCCCCCCAGCUCAUCCCUGGCCUUUGGCCCAGGAACGAAGCCACUCGAACCAGACUCGUCAGCUUGUCUUCGUUGCUUUCAGGGAGCUGCUGUGAAGGACAAAUAAAAUAACAGAAGUGAAAGAUAUUUUGUCUUAGAAGAAAGACUGAGAAAGUAAAGAGUGACCACUGGUUGGACUUUGGCGGCACCUAACGUGAACCUGAGUGUUAGGGGAGAGGUAAUCUGCUGUUGCGGUUUCUGGAGCUGCUCAUAAGCAAGAAUUCCCUAUCCUGAUCAAGGCUUUACGCCUAAAAGAAAGCAGAAAUAGGUCAAGGGCAGCCCAGGUGCCCAAUUUCUCUCUCUCUACACAAGGCACCACCAGCAAUAGAGAUGAGAAAUUCUGAAGAACAGCCAAGUGGAGGAACCACAGUGUUGCAGCGCCUGCUACAAGAGCAGCUUCGCUAUGGCAAUCCUAGUGAGAAUCGCAACCUGCUUGCCAUACACCAGCAAGCCACAGGGAAUGGCCCUCCUUUCCCCAGUGGCAGUGGGAAUCCAUGUCCUCAGAAUGAUGUGUUGAGUUCCCAGGAUCACCACCAACAGCUUGUGGCACAUCCUGCUAGACAAGAACCCCAGGGGCAGGAAAUCCAGUCAGAAAACAUUAUCAUGGAGAAGCAGCUUUCCCCUCGGAUGCAAAAUAAUGAAGAACUCCCGACCUAUGAAGAAGCCAAAGUCCAGUCCCAGUACUUUCGUGGCCAACAGCAUGCCAGUGUUGGAGCUGCUUUUUAUGUCACUGGAGUCACCAACCAGAAAAUGAGGACUGAGGGACGCCCCUCAGUUCAGCGGCUUCAUCCUGGGAAGAUGCACCAAGAUGAAGGACUCAGAGACCUUAAGCAAGGACAUGUCCGCUCUUUGAGUGAACGACUAAUGCAGAUGUCUCUGGCCACCAGUGGAGUUAAGGCCCAUCCACCUGUCACCAGCACUCCCCUUUCCCCACCACAACCCAAUGACAUCUACAAGAGUCCCACAAGUUCCAGUGAUUUCUACAAGGCUCAAGCACUGACUCCAAGCCAGCAUAGCAUGAAGGGCAUGGAACACCGAGGCCCCCCACCAGAGUAUCCCUUCAAGGGUAUGCCACCCCAGUCUGUAGUGUGCAAGCCCCAAGAGCCAGGGCACUUCUAUAGCGAGCAUCGUUUGAACCAGCCAGGGCGAACAGAGGGGCAACUGAUGAGGUAUCAGCAUCCCCCUGAGUAUGGAGCAACCAGGACAAUACAGGACAUCUCGUUGCCGCUGUCAGCCAGGAACUCUCAGCCUCACAGCCCUACUUCUUCCCUCACAUCUGGGGGUUCCUUGUCCUUGCUGCAGUCUCCACCAUCCACUAGAUUAUCUCCUGCCCAACAUCCAUCGGCUCCAAACCAAGGAGACCACUCAGCUCACCUACCUAAGCCACAGCAACAUUUCCUUCCUAAUCAGGCUCACCAGGGUGAUCAUUACCGCCUCGCCCAGCCAGGCCUGAGUCAGCAGCAGCAGCAACAGCAGCAACACCACCACCACCAUCACCAGCAGCAGCCAGCAGAAGCCUAUUCAGCUAUGCCUAGGGCUCAGCAGUCUUCUGCUUCUUAUCAGCCAAUGCCAGCAGACCCUUUUGCCAUUGUUUCCAGAGCCCAGCAGAUGGUUGAGAUCCUCUCAGAUGAGAACCGGAACUUGCGUCAGGAGUUGGAAGGAUGCUAUGAAAAGGUGGCAAGACUGCAGAAGGUGGAGACAGAAAUCCAGCAUGUCUCAGAGGCAUAUGAGAAUCUUGUAAAGUCAUCCUCCAAAAGAGAAGCUCUGGAGAAAGCCAUGAGAAACAAGCUUGAGGGGGAGAUUCGGAGAAUGCAUGACUUCAACAGGGACCUGAGAGAGCGUCUGGAGACUGCCAACAAGCAGCUUGCAGAGAAGGAAUAUGAGGGGACAGAGGAUACCAGAAAAACCAUCUCUCAUCUUUUUGCAAAAAAUAAGGAAAGCCAGCGGGAGAAGGAGAAGCUUGAAGCAGAGCUGGCCACUGCUCGCUCUACCAACGAGGACCAAAGGCGGCACAUCGAAAUCCGAGACCAGGCCCUAAGUAACGCCCAGGCCAAGGUGAUAAAGCUUGAGGAAGAGCUGAAAAAGAAGCAGGUAUAUGUAGAUAAGGUGGAGAAGAUGCAGCAGGCCCUUGUACAGCUCCAGGCAGCAUGUGAAAAACGUGAGCAGCUGGAGCACCGUCUCCGGACACGGCUAGAGAGAGAACUGGAAUCCCUCAGAAUUCAACAGCGCCAAGGCAACUCUCAGCCCACCAGUAUUUCGGAAUACAAUGCUGCUGCACUGAUGGAGCUCCUUCGUGAAAAGGAGGAGAGAAUCCUGGCCUUGGAAGCUGAUAUGACUAAGUGGGAGCAGAAGUAUUUAGAGGAGAACGUGAUGAGACAUUUUGCUCUGGAUGCUGCUGCAACUGUAGCUGCUCAGAGGGACACAACCGUCAUCAGUCACUCUCCUAACACCAGCUAUGACACAGCUCUAGAAGCUCGCAUUCAGAAGGAGGAGGAAGAAAUCUUGAUGGCCAACAAGCGUUGCCUUGAUAUGGAGGGCAGGAUUAAGACCCUCCAUGCCCAGAUUAUUGAGAAGGAUGCCAUGAUCAAGGUACUCCAGCAGCGUUCCCGGAAGGAGCCUAGUAAGACGGAGCAGCUGUCAUCCAUGCGGCCAGCAAAGUCUCUGAUGUCCAUUUCCAAUGCUGGAUCUGGCUUGCUCUCCCACUCUUCCACCCUGACUGGCACCCCUAUCAUGGAAGAGAAACGGGAUGACAAGAGCUGGAAGGGGAGCCUAGGCAUUCUCCUGGGUGGAGACUACCGUGCAGACUCUGUCCCUUCUACACCUUCGCCCGUGCCGCCCUCGACUCCCUUGCUCUCAGCUCACUCUAAGACAGGCAGCCGAGAUUGCAGCACCCAAACAGAACGAGGAAUUGAACCAAACAAAACUUCAGCUGUUACUUCCAUCUCCAUUCCUGCUACAGUUGCCACUGCCGCUGCCAUCACUGCUAAUGCUGCUACCAACACCACCACGGUAGCUGCUGCUCCAGUGGCUGUUGCUGCUGCUGCCACUGCUGUCCCAUCUUCAGCAACUGCUGCUGCUGCUGCUCUUGCUGCUGCUGUUUCUCCAGCUGCCGCUGUUUCUCCAGCUGCCGCUGUUCAGAUUCCACCUGUUGCUGCUACUGUUGUUGCUCCUACUGUUGCCACUGCCGCUGUUCAGGUUGCUCCAGCUGCUCCAGCUCCGGUUCCAGCUCUGGUUCUGACUCCAACAGUGGCUCAGGCUUCUGCUCAGGCUCAGAUUCAGAUACCAACCCCAUCUCUGGCUGCACCUGCUAAUCCAGCUCCAGCUCCAGCUUUGGUUCAGGCUGAGGCUCCUACAACUCCGGCUGCUGCUUGUGGACCACGGCCUUUGUCUAUACCAAAUUUGAUGUGUAAUCCAGAUAAGACAGAUGGUCCCGUUUUCCACUCCAGUACUCUGGAAAGAAAAGCUGCUGUUCAGAUCCUGGGUCAAGAGCCUGAUGCAGAAAUGGUGGAAUAUCUCAUCUAAAUGGCCUAAUCAAGAGCUGCAAUUUAUUAGCAAGAAUGAUUUUAAUCAUUUUUUCCCAUUUGUUGUUCUUAUUUUGAGGGUGAGGACAAGGGUUGGGGGAAUGUUUUUAAAGGGACUUUUUAUUGAGACAUUAUAAUACUUAUGAACUCCAACUCUUUUGGUACAUUUAGAGAGUACCUCUAAAGACAGAUUAAUCAGAAUGUGCUCUAGAGAUUGUCACUUGGAUUCAUACAAAUACUGGGAUAUUAAUAGCUGGAUACACCAAAUGUGUUUGAUGUGCUUAAACUUGUUUAUCUUUUUCAUAUUCCAGAUAUUUUUUUUCUUGAAGAGCACAGUAGGUUUGGAAGACAGUAUGUAUCAUGUAGUUCAGAAGUGGAAAGCCAGAGAAAAUUUGACUGUGUGCUGUUUUGUAGAGUUACCAUCUAGACGACAUCCAGAGAGAGUUCUUACUUCAGUGUCAUGAAAGGGAAUAGUUUUGGGAGCCAUGUAAACUGGAAGAAAGGCAGGGAGUAUUGGGGUGUGGAAGGGUGCUAGAGCUAAUUUUCCCUUCCAAUUUUUCAGCUACCCUGUGCCAAGGGACUGUUUUUAUCUUCAUUUCAGUGGUGCUUUGGAAGUAGAUUCUUUUGGUUCCCUCUGAGAGGUUCACAUAUUCAUAUAUAUAUAUACACUCUGGAGUAAUUUAUGCACUUGGGUAAUUAAUAUAUUGCUUUCAGCUGCUAGGAUAGUAAAUUAGCUGAAACUUACUCUCUUAGAAGCCUUGAUAGAGAAUUAUGUGAGGGGCUUGCUAUAUGUAGACCUCUGUGGUCUGUGUCUAGCCAUGAAUAGCUUGCUUGCCUUUCCUAAGACCAGCCUACUUAAUGUCUGUUUUUUCUUUAGCACAAAUUCACUGGUUGUAUCACCAGUCUCAAAUUGCCAAUCAUUUGCCAAAUGAGGAGGCAUUUUUGGUGACAGGUUGAAUGCUUUGAAUUUCUGGUGACUAUUUUGAAAUAACUCAUUUUGUUUUCCUAAAUUCUUAGGCAUAUUUGACUAUCACCUCCAAGGGAAUAGCAUCAGAAGUCCAAAGUACUAUGCUGCAGUGGAAGAGAGGUGGGAUGCAGCAGUAUCCUCAGCUACCUCUUCUCAUGGCCAGUGACUCCAUCUUGAAAUACUUGUGUAGAGCAGCAGGAGAUGCACAUGUAGACAGGGACCAAGGAGGUCAUGGCUCCAAGCUUGGCCUAAGGGUUGCCUUCAGGGACACAGAAGGGCUGACUCUUGCCACAGGCCCUGCUCUGUGUCAUUUAUCCUUCAUUAAGAUAAAUUCACAGUCAAUGUCAAUAUUGGUUUUCAAGGGGU
Molecule: messenger RNA, 5120 nt
Organism: Artibeus jamaicensis (Jamaican fruit-eating bat)
Lineage: Eukaryota; Metazoa; Chordata; Mammalia; Chiroptera; Phyllostomidae
Gene: AMOT
Product: angiomotin
Exons: 15
Coding region: 597-3788 (1063 amino acids)
Biological process (GO): angiogenesis; hippo signaling; actin cytoskeleton organization
Cellular component (GO): bicellular tight junction; lamellipodium; plasma membrane
Molecular function (GO): signaling receptor activity
Source: RefSeq, a predicted model, not a curated record